This is a messenger RNA of Cannabis sativa, 4368 nucleotides long. RefSeq lists its product as uncharacterized. Lineage: Eukaryota; Viridiplantae; Streptophyta; Magnoliopsida; Rosales; Cannabaceae. Gene Ontology annotation, molecular function: RNA-DNA hybrid ribonuclease activity; nucleic acid binding. The coding region runs from base 1 to 4368 and encodes 1455 amino acids. The record is from RefSeq and is a predicted model, not a curated record. The transcript has 4 exons.
AUGAGUUGCUUAAGUUGGAAUUGCCGCGGGCUUGGGAACCUGCGGGCCUCACAAUUCUUACGAGACCUUGUGUCUCAAAAGAAGCCCAAUUUACUUUUUCUUUGUGAAACUUUAUGUAAUAAGUCUAGUUUGGAAAGUUUAAGAGCCCAACUGGGGUUUGAAGGUUGUUUUGUGGUGGAAGCCCGUGGUCACAGUGGUGGGCUUGCUCUUCUUUGGAAAGAAGCUAGUGAAGUUGUCAUUCAAGGUUUCUCUUUUAAUCAUAUAGAUGCCACGGUUCAUAUGGUGGGGCUGCCUCCUUGGCGUUUCACUGGCAUUUACGGGGAGCCAAAAAGAGAACUUCGGUCUCAAACUUGGGACCUUUUUCGGUCACUCAAAAAUGAUAGCCUUCUCCCAUGGUGUCUUUUGGGCGAUAUGAAUAACUUGGGGUCGCACUUAGAGAAGAAAGGAGGAAGGAAGUAUCCCGAUCGACUCAUUGAGGGAUUUCUUAAGGCCUUAGACGAUUGUAAUUUGAUCGACAUGCCUCUUCUUGGCUACCCGUUCACUUGGGAGAAAGGGAGAAAUAGUACCGAGUGGAUUGAAGAAAGACUUGACAAAGCUCUCGUCACCAAUUCUUGGCUAUCAACGUUUCCACAACCUGGUUCAGCCACCAUUCAAGAGAAAAUUCAUCAAUGUGGCGAAGUAUUGGGGAGAUGGGGACGGGACAUAACUGGGAAUUUUCGAAAGCGCAUCAACGAAUGCAAGAGUCAAAUCCGAAAUUCCAAGUGGGGUAAAGACCCUAUUUCCAUCCAACAACACAAAGAAGGGAAGGACAAGUUGGCAGAAGUCUUGGCUCAAAAAGAAAUAUUUUGGAAGCAAAGAUCGAAGCAAUUCUGGCUCAACUCGGGCGAUAACAACAGUAAGUACUUUCAUUCAAUUGCUAAUUCUAGGAAGAGAAAUAAUAGUAUUUCCCGUCUUCAAGAUAGCAAUGGAGAUUGGGUUACAUGGGAGACGAGUUUGGCAAAUGUUAUCACUAGCUAUUUCCAUGAUUUGUUCUCAUCAUCUAGUGUUAACUUGGGCUCGGUUUUGGAUGGUAUUCGGCCAACUGUUAGCCGUGAGCAAAAUGAAGACCUCUUGAGAACAAUUUCUGAGGAAGAAGUUAGAAACGCCCUCUUUCAGAUGCAUCCUGACAAGUCACCUGGGUCCGAUGGUAUGACACCAGCUUUCUUCCAAAAGCAUUGGGGAAUAGUUGGGACUUAUGUGGUCAAGUUUGUUCGGGAUUUCUUUGAUUCGGGUCAGUUUCUGGAUUCCAUAAAUGAUACUCAUAUUGUUCUUAUACCAAAGAAGAAAAAUCCCUCCCAAAUGGGCGACCUUCGGCCAAUCUCGCUUUGUAAUGUCAUUUAUAAAGUCGCCUCCAAGGUAGUGGCCAAUAGAAUGAAGAAUGUCCUCAACUUUGCUAUCUCAGAAACUCAGAGUGCGUUUGUAGCGAGAAGACUAAUUUCAGACAACAUUAUGGUGGCUUUCGAAGUCAUGCAUUAUUUGAAAAGGAAGACUACUGGAAAAAAGGGAUACAUGGCACUUAAACUUGACAUGAGCAAGGCUUAUGAUCGUGUUGAGUGGGGUUUCUUGGAAGCUAUUCUUCGGGUAAUGGGGUUCAAUAAUCGAUGGAUUGGUUUGGUUCUAAGCUGUGUCAACUCGGUUCAAUACCAUGUUAUAAAUAGUGGUCAGAGACUGGGGCCGAUUACUCCAACCAGAGGAAUCCGCCAAGGGUGUCCUUUGUCUCCGUACUUGUUCAUUGUUUGUGCGGAAGGUUUCUCAUCGCUGAUAAGGUCUUUUGAGUCGUCUCGAUGGCUCACCGGUUGUAAAGUGGCUAGAAGCGCUCCCACCAUUUCCCAUCUCCUGUUUGCAGAUGAUAGCUAUAUUUAUUGUCAGGCCACUGAUGAAGAAGCAAGUCGUGUUCUUUCCCUCCUUCGGUUCUUUGAAGAUGCCUCGGGUCAGAAAGUUAAUCUCCAUAAAUCUUCAGCCUUCUUUAGUUCCAACACGAGUUCGGUUACAAGAAGUCGGAUUUGCAACUCGAUGCGUAUCCAAGAAGCUGGGGUGGAUAGUACGUAUUUGGGUCUUCCUAGUAUUGUGGGUCGUAACAAAAAUGCUGUCUUGGGCUUCCUAAAAGAGAAGAUGAGGAAAAGGAUCAAUAGUUGGGAAGGAAAAUUCCUCUCUCGGGCUGGGAAAGAGAUUCUCAUUAAAUCAGUGGUUCAAUCUCUUCCCUCAUAUGCUAUGAAUGUCUUCUUACUCCCGGUUGGAACUUGCAAAGAACUCGAAAAGAUGAUGGCUAGUUUCUGGUGGAAGUCUAAUAACUCUUCGGGUAGUGGAAGUGGUAUUAUUUGGAUGAAUUGGGAUAGAUUGACUAAACACAAAUUCGAAGGUGGCAUGGGAUUUCGAUGCUUGCGGGAUUUUAAUCUUGCAAUGCUUGGCAAGCAGGGUUGGAGAUUACUGUUUCGCCAUGAAUCCAUAGUGGGGAAAGUCUUCAAAGCAAGAUACUAUCCUCAUGGGGACUUUCUUUCUGCAGAGCUCGGGUCAAACCCAAGCUUUGUUUGGAAUAGUAUCUUUGCUGCCCGGGAUGUUGUAAAAGCGGGGCUGAGGAAAAGGAUUGGUGCGGGAUUGUCUGUGCAAAUUACAUCAGAUCCAUGGCUACCUAUUGUUGAUCGAGCCUCUCCAAUUCCUGUUGUGCCAGGCCUUGAACACUUCACAGUAAAUAGUCUCUUCCAAAUAAACAAUAGAAGCUGGGAUGUCGAUGUGGUAAGGGAUUUAUUCUCUCCUGAAGAUGCUUCUAUUAUUCUUGGAAUUCCCUUAAGUGCGGUUGAUGCAGACACUUGGUAUUGGGUCGCUGAGAAGAAUGGUUUUUAUUCAGUUCGUAGUGCUUACCAUUUGCUCCAAACUCUAAAGCAUCCGCCGGGCUUGUCAGAACCAAAUAGUAGUUGGAAGAUUUUAUGGUCUCUUAAGGCACCUCCGAAAGCUAAGGACCUUGUUUGGAGAGCGGCCUCUAAUUGCCUCGCUACCAAAGUCAACCUUUGCAUCAAGAAGGUUUUGAUCGAAAAUACUUGCCCCAUGUGCGGAGUCUUUGCUGAAACCGAAUUGCACGUUCUGGUUACAUGUACUUUCGCUUGGGCGUGUUGGGAAUUUGCUGGUCUGGCGGCUGCAAACCGAGAAGCCUCUUCUCUCGGUCAUUGGCUGAGUGAUUCUUUUAGCCGCUUGCAAGGGGAGCUUCAUAGCAGAGUUGUCAUGGUGUGUUGGGCAAUUUGGUGUGCUCGUAAUGAUCUCAUAUGGCAGCAGCGAUCUCGUAGUGUGAAGGACGUGGUUAAUUUUGCUAAUUCGAGUCUUGAUCAAUGGUUGAAAGCUCAAGGAAAGGGUAACAUUCCCUUGUUGUCUCCUCUCAAAGAUGGAGAUGGUGCGGAGCUUUGGUUGAAGCCGAGUAUAGGAAUCAAACUCAAUGUCGAUGCAACCAUUUUUGAAAGUUCUUCAAAGCACGGGUUCGGGUGUGUUGUCCGAGAUACUGAAGGCACCUUGACUGCUGCCUUUGCUGGUGUGAAAACUGGCAGCGUGUCCCCUGAGUUGGCCGAAGCUAUGGGCAUUCGGGAAGCAUUGAGUUGGCUGAAAAAUCACCCCUUCUCCCAAGCUAUCGUCGAGACCGAUAGCCUUGUGUGUGCUGAAUCCAUUCGUAGUGCAGAGGUGUUCGCCUCUUCCUUCGGUUCAGUGGUGAAUGAUUGUAAGAAACUUCUUGAAAGUUUGAGUAAUGUGUCACUUUUGUUUGUUAAGCGUUCUGCGAAUUGUGCUGCGCAUUUUGUUGCCCGGCACUCUAUUUCCCUUGCUGAACGCAUGUUUUCUAUUAAUAGUAACACACUUAAUGUGCAAGAUAAAGAGAUCAGACACCUAAGACAGCAAGGUGCUCCUGUAAUCCCUACUCCAGAAAUGCAAGUAGCUCUUGCCUCUACGGUGCAGGUAGGACCAGUCGCUGCAGUGAACCGAAUGGAACCACUGUAUGAAAGAGUUGCAUGUGCCACAUUCCAGUUCAAAGAAGACGCUUUGGUAUGGUGGGACAUGGUGUCCAUGACUCAUGAUGUUACUACGAUGACCUGGGAAAAAUUCCAGGAAUUUUUCAAUGCAAAGUACUAUAAUGAGGCAGUUAGAAGCGCGAAAAGGAAAGAAUUCACUCAACUGACGCAGAAAGAAAAUAUGAGUGUUACUGAAUACACAACUCAGUUUGACCGCUUGGCAAGAUUGGCCUCAAGGAUCGUGCCAACCAAUUUUAACAAGAAAGAGAAGUAUCUGGAUGGAUUGAAUUCGAAGAUAAGACAUGACUUAAUGAUCACUACUGAUGACAACACCACCUGUUGA